CAUGGCCCGCAGGACGCGGCGGGCGGCGCGGCUGGGGCUGCCCUGCUUGGGGCUGCCCUGCUUGGGGUUACCCUGGUUGGGGCUCGCGUUGCUGCCCUGGGCCGUGCCCCCCGCCGCCGCCCCCCCAGGGGGCUGCCCGUCCGCCUGCUACUGCGUGGCCACCCCGGAAUUGGUGCAGUGCCGCUACGAGAGCUUGGACGAACCCCCCCGGGAGCUGCCCACCUCGGUGCACAACCUGAGCAUCUCCGGCAGCAACCUGAGCGUGCUGCACCGCGCCGCCUUCGCCCCCCGCCCGCUGCCCGACCUCCGCCUGCUCCGCUUGCGCCACGACAACAUCCAAACCAUCGAGGACAUGGCCCUGCAGGGGCUGCCGGCCCUGCGGACCCUCGACCUCAGCCACAACCCUUUGCGUUCGGUGGCGGCCGGCGCCUUCUCCGGCGUCCCUCUGCUGCGCACGCUGCAGCUGAACCAGGCGCUGCUGGCCGCCCCGCUGGAGGAGCAGCUCGCCCUCGCCCUGCGCAACCUCAGCCUGCGCCGCCUGGAGCUGGCGGGCAACGGGCUGCGGGCACUGCCGGUCUCCCUGCUGCCCGUCGGCCUGGAGGAGUUGGAUCUCCACAACAACUCUCUGCAGCGUUUGACAUCCACCGAGCUGCUCAGCCUGGAGGCUCUGGGGCUGCGGGGGCUGCGGGUGUCGCUGGGGUCCAACCCGCUGCAGUGCGACUGCGCCCUGCGCCCGCUGCUCACCUGGCUGCGCUCGUCCGCCGCCCGCGUGCCCGAUGCGAGGAGCCUGCAGUGCUCCAAACCGCCGUCGUUGCGCGGCACGGCGGUGCUGAGGUUGCGGCCCGAAGGGUUGGGUUGCUCGGCCGAUGAGGGAGGUGAGGCCGGACAGCUGGAGACAGCUUCUUACGUCUUCUUCGGCAUCGUUCUGGCCCUCAUCGGCAUCGUCUUCCUCAUGGUGCUCUACCUGAACCGCCGCGGCAUCAAGCGUUGGUUGCACAACCUGCGGGAAGCUUGCCGUGAUCAGAUGGAGGGCUACCACUACCGCUACGAGCAGGAUGCAGACCCACGCCGUGCCAGCGCCGUCGGCACCCCCCGGGCUCUGACAUCACCGGGCUCUGGUGGCACCCCGAGAUGCUCCUUCCAGCUGCCUCCAUCCCCAGCUGCCUCCUGAUCCCCAUCCUGUGCUGCUCCAGAGAUCCAAAGCGCGCAUUGGGCAGCAUCAUCUCCUGGGGGGCUCCGGACCUGCUCAGCCCGGGCUCUGAUGGCAUCACGAUGUCCUCCCUUCAGCUGACUCCAUCCCCAGCGCCCUCCUGGUCCCCAUCCCAUUGCCACGGUGAGGCUUUGGAGGACGAACUGGUCCUAGGGAUUCUGUGAGUGCUCCGUUGGGCUGCAUCCGAGCAGGCAGCAUCAUCCCUUGGGGCUCCAUCCCAUCUCUGGAUCCGUCCACUUGUCCCCACGCAAGUGCUGGGAUCAGGGGCGAUCACGGGGACACCGUGGUGAUGAGCCAGUCUCCAAACAUCACCCCAUCCCAGUUCCUUUGCACUGCAGACACGAGUGUGAACUGCGCACAUCCCGGGGAGCAGCAGCCAUAUCUGAACCUGCCCUGGACAUUCCCGGAACCCGGACUCGACUUUGACCAUGUACAGCUCUUUCCUAUUAGAUUUCUAUUUGACUAAUGCAAGAACUUUUGCUCGAUUUCUCUUUUUUCCCCUUUUCAUUUCUCGCUCCGCUCUCCUCACGAACUGCUGAGCUCUCCCAGCCCCAACCUCCUCCCAGGCACCAAAGGACACAGCUAUGCAGGGAUCACCCCAAAGGUGCCUGCAUGUUCCCAGGGCACUGGGGCAGCUCCUUUGGCCUCAAACCCCUCUCCCAACCCCGGCUGUCUCAGCGUAUCAUCAUGAUGAACGAAGCCAAAGCUCCGGCUCUCAUGCACCUGCCCGUGUUUGCUUAGAACUGUGCC
This is a messenger RNA of Lagopus muta (rock ptarmigan), 1960 nucleotides long. RefSeq names its product trophoblast glycoprotein like (gene TPBGL). The coding region runs from base 2 to 1171 and encodes 389 amino acids. The record is from RefSeq and is a predicted model, not a curated record. Gene Ontology annotation, biological process: negative regulation of canonical Wnt signaling pathway. Gene Ontology annotation, molecular function: protein binding. The transcript has a single exon. Lineage: Eukaryota; Metazoa; Chordata; Aves; Galliformes; Phasianidae. Gene Ontology annotation, cellular component: plasma membrane.